GGGGGGUUUGUUCGACGACGGAUCGUGAAACACAAAGGGAUAUCCAAACACAGAGCAGAGGUGCCAGCCUCUUGUAUGAAGAGUACCUAGUUAGGCGCUGACGUUUGCCGGCCCUCGUCAACAAAGGGCAAAUGAAAGGCAGGGAGAAAGAGAGCAACAGAGAGAUGCACUGGGCCAGCCCGAUUACAGGUCUCUUGAGAUAACUCGCACGGCGAAAAUGGAAACGAAACGAAAGGAGGUAAAAGAAGAGGAAGGAGAAGAAGAAAAAAACAAGAGGCCAGUCGCGAUGAAGAGGGGACCAAGGAGGAGGAGGGAGGGGAAGAGGAAGAAGGAUGAGGUGGAGGAUGAGGUAGGACUUGCUUUUUUACAGCAGUGAUGAGGUACAGGUCAAGUAUGGAAAAGGCAGUCGAGUCGGUAAGCGGUAAUAAUAAUAAUGCCAAUCGAUAAAAUAAUAAUCUAACAAUAAAUAAUAAAAUUGGGAAAAAGAAUAAUAAUAAUUUUAAACGACCAGCCAGUGUCAAGGACGGGACUUCGGACUUGAGACUUGGGAGAGGAAUUCAGGGAGCGCCGCCGACCGAGACCCGCGGAUCGAGUCGCCCACCUCAGGUGGAAAGCCGCCCUUCUGGAGUCUCUCCUGGGCGGCUUUACUCAGUUAGUUGGUUGGGCUCCGGGAAACGCGCACGGCGAAAAAGUAGGGCUUUCGACUGGAAAAAAAAAAAGCGG
This is a messenger RNA of Aspergillus sclerotioniger CBS 115572, 723 nucleotides long. RefSeq lists its product as uncharacterized. The transcript has a single exon. Lineage: Eukaryota; Fungi; Ascomycota; Eurotiomycetes; Eurotiales; Aspergillaceae. The record is from RefSeq and is a predicted model, not a curated record. The coding region runs from base 218 to 376 and encodes 52 amino acids.